This is a messenger RNA of Peromyscus leucopus (white-footed mouse), 933 nucleotides long. Its product is annotated as olfactory receptor 1013-like. Gene Ontology annotation, cellular component: membrane. Gene Ontology annotation, biological process: G protein-coupled receptor signaling pathway; sensory perception of smell. The record is from RefSeq and is a predicted model, not a curated record. NCBI's taxonomy places the organism in Eukaryota, Metazoa, Chordata, Mammalia, Rodentia, Cricetidae. Gene Ontology annotation, molecular function: G protein-coupled receptor activity; odorant binding; olfactory receptor activity.
AUGGAUGAGAAAAAUGUUACUGGGGUGAAGGAAUUCAUCCUUUUGGGAUUCACAGAAGACAUGGUGUCACAGUGGGUACUCUUUUUCAUCUUCCUCAUCAUUUAUGUCAUCAGUCUCCUAGGGAAUAUCACCCUGAUUUCUCUCAUCUGUGCUGAUUCUCGACUCCACACACCCAUGUAUUUCUUCAUAGGAAACCUGUCAUUCCUGGAUCUCUGGUAUUCUUCUGUCUAUGCCCCCAAAAUCUUGAUAACAUGCAUCUCUGAAGACAAAAGCAUCUCCUUUGCUGGGUGUCUGGCUCAGUUCUUUUUCUCUGCUGGGCUGGCCUACAGCGAGUGUUACCUACUAGCUGCCAUGGCUUAUGAUCGCUAUGUGGCCAUCUCCAACCCCUUACUUUACUCCCAGGCUAUGUCCCCAAGGUUAUGUGCCAGUCUUGUUGCAGCUUCCUAUGUUGGUGGCUUUGUAAACUCCACCAUUAUCACUAGUGAAACGUUUACCCUGAACUUCUGUGGAGACAAUACUAUUGACGACUUCUUCUGUGAUCUGCCCCCUCUUGUGAAGUUGGCAUGUGAUGAAGAGAGCUACCAGGCUGUGCUGUAUUUCAUAUUGGCCUCAAAUGUCAUCACCCCCACCGUGCUGAUUUUGGCCUCCUACCUCUUCAUUAUUGCCGCCAUCUUGAAGAUUCGCUCCACCCAAGGCCGCCUCAAGGCCUUCUCCACAUGUGGUUCUCACCUGACAGCUGUCACCUUGUACUAUGGUUCAAUUCUCUUCAUUUACUCCCGCCCGAGCACUAGUUAUGCCCUGGAGAGGGACAAAGUGGUUUCAGUGUUCUAUACUGUAGUAAUUCCAAUGCUGAACCCCUUGAUCUACAGUUUAAGAAACAAAGAUGUCAAGGAUGCUUUGAAGAAAAUGUUAGCUACAGCCAAGUUUUCAUAA